AGAUGAGCUCUGAUUCGAAUAUGAGAGAGAAGGGAAUGAAGUAAAACAGCAAAAGAGCACUGAAAGCAGCAGUCUGGAGCCCCAGCGCGGUGGGAAGACGGCGGGGCAAAGAUGCGCUACGAAACGUCAUGGGAGAAAACCAAGCAAGGCGGCAGAGCAACCAGCAAUGGAGAACGGCAACCGUCAAGAUCCGGUCUCUCCUAUGCCGCGACAUCUGCCUGGGCUCUGGUCUUGCUGCUAUCGCCUGCUUUCUUGCACGAGAUUACAGCGAUGAAGCCGAUCGGCGUCAGGUUCAAGGGUGGCGAAAGGAAGGCAGGAGUCCUUCAGUCGCUCAUUCACGUGAUCUCACAGCGAAAUUUCAAGAGGAGGAUACGCAGCCAUGGGCCGCAUCUGCUGCCCGAGAGACUUCGACUUCGGGGGUCGGGGGAUGAUGACGUCGAUCUCUUCGAGGGACUGAUGGAGUCACAAGGCAGUCACGAGUUCCUCGGGGAAGCUUUUCGAAAUGGCACGGAGAGCAUUAAGGAGCAGGCUGUGGGGUAUAUGUCUAUCAUGAUGCAGGAGUAUCGCUUCUUUGGUCGAUUCACCGCAAAGAAGCUGCUGUCAACCGCGAACAUGUUCCCAGUAUUGUUUGAAGCGAGCAUUGACAAAAUGCUGGAAGACAAGAAGCAGUUCUCUGAAUCUUUUCUAGCGGUCCUAGAAGACCUGCCCAACACCAUCAGCGACUGGAUCAGCCAGUACCUGGUCGCUGGACCAUGGUUCAAGACUGCAACGAGAUCUGAGUACAACACUCAGUUCAUUCAUGAGGCGGUGUUCAAGUUGUUUGGGCCCGAGCAGCUGCGCAGGCACCUGCUGGGAUCAAACUUGUGGAGCAGCAGAGAUCUGACAGACACGCUGCUGGGAUCUUUCAUCAGAUUCUCCGUGACGGAUGCGGUCGCCAAUAACGAGGAUUAUAGGAAACGCCUGUUUGGUACUGGAAACCAUGGUGCUUUCAGAGUCGAACAACGUGUCGACAAAUUGUUGAUGUUGGAUACUCCUGUGGUGACGGAUGCAGCAGCGUUGAAUUUCCUCGACCUGAUGCUGAGAAGCCACGAGAUUAUCAAGAACAAGAGGAAAUUCGGGUACUUAUCUCUCCAACAGGCUUGCAACAAAAACGUUGACUGGACCCGCAGAGAUCUUCGCUUGAGAGACACAACAGAAACAUUCAGUGAGCGAGGACUUGCACAGCCAUGGCGGCUUGCCAAUGAGGAAGAGAUAAAGGGCGUGAUUGAUUGGUCGUACUGCUAUGAUAAGGAUUCAACUGACGAACAAGAGAAUAUGACGUCCAGCAGUCAAGCUAAAAAUGUUUCGCAAGAAACGCUCUUCUUCUUCAGAAGCCUUGCUGCCCUCGAAUCAGCAGACAUCCUACUGUUGAAGUUUUGUCAAUAUGCCAUGAGGAUUGCGUUGUUACAGAGUGAUGAGGACUUGAGCAAGACACCCGAAAACAUCAUCUAUGCUCUCUGCGACGGCACUCGCCUCUGUGGGCUGAUGUUUCCCAAGCUGAAUAUCCUUGUGAUGCACCUGCAAUUCCUGAUCCAUCAAGAAGGGCUGGAUACCAUCUUCUCCUUUCUCUCCCGCUUGGCCUUCAACCCGAAGCUCGUGAGCUCUGCUGCUGCUAUCCGCGACCUGACGAGCCACGAGGUGUCCAACAUCUACAACCGCGCCGCUAUCGUUCGCGUCCUCUAUGGUUUCAUCCCCGUGAAGAUGGCCGUUGACAUCGGGGGACCGGCCGUGACCUUAUUGGAUGGAGUGACCAUGGGCCGGGCGAAGUUGAUGCCGAUGCUGAUGCGCCACUUUGUGGACUUGGAGGCGCUGGGAUCAGACGACAUCAACAGCAACAGGAAGUUCGGCUACCGCACGCACGUGCUCGUCCUCAUGGACUAUCUGUGGGAGAACGAAGGGAAGUUCCAUCAGGACAUGUUUGCUGCGCAUGUGCAAGAGAACCCGAUGGACUUCGUUCGCUUCUAUAACUCUCUCCUCAACGACCUGAGCUUCUGCUUCGAUCACGCUUUCGAGGGCAUCGAGUCGAUCCAUCAAAUGGAGACUGCCGUGCCGGAUCCCAACGAGCAACCCAUCGAAACCUUCCUCCGCAGGACAGAAGAGUUCUCGAGACGAGAAUAUUGGCAAUCUCGUUGCUCGGCUCUCAUGGUUUACGGGGCUGACAUGCUGAUGAUCACCAAGAGAUUCAUUGACAGGAAGAGUGACGCGUUUCUAUCUGAGCACUUGGUGGAAAGAAUUGCAUCCUUCAUGGUGAGAAUGGUCGACCGGCUUGUCGGUCAGUCCUGCAGCAAGUUGAAGAUCAAGGACCCGAAGGCCUUCUGCUUUGAGCCUCGUCACAUCCUGACCCUCUCGUUGAGGUCCCUGCUGGCCAUGAGCGCACACGAGAAGUUUCUUGCCGUCUUUGUGAAGGACCCGCAGCUGCUCAACGAGAAGCUCUUCUUCAAGACUUGCGAUCUCUUGUCCAAGAAGAGCGUGCUGAGUGAGGAGGAGAGGAGGAAAUUCCAGGAGAUCUGGGGGAAGAUCGCAAGUCUCUCAGAGGAGCAGACCCUCAUGGUCGACCCCGUCCGUCUGCCUUCCUCGGGAAUCAUCGCUGACCGCGUCGUCAUCACCCGGCACCUCCUCACGGAUCCCCACGACCCCUUCAACCGCGCUCCUCUGACCGGUACCUCAUGCUGCGCAUGCGUGCUGCUGGAGCAGUUGAGAGCAAGCGCAGAGGAGCAGCUCGUCCCGCAAGAGGCUCUGAAACAGAAGAUCGGAGAGUACAGGACGGCAAAGGCUCAAACUCUUCAUCCCCCGCCGGUCGCUCGUGUGCUGGAUUUGACUGGCACGCCUGACGAGUCCCCAGGAGCUGAUGGCGAGCGGGAGAGCAACAAGACGACGAGCGAAGCAGUGGACCUCAACGGAACGAGGGGGAGCAUGGAGAGCGACUUCGAGCUCAUGACAGAAUGCUCUGAAGAGCACCGAAGACUCCGACCUAUCGAAGGACAAAGUAGGUUCGUGGAGGAUGUGGAUAUGGACGGGAUAGAAAGGGCAGAGGUUGUGGAUGAGAUGGAAGAAGACGAGGAAGACGAGGACGAGGAAGACGAGGACGAGGAAGACGAGGAGGACGAAGACGAGGAGGGAGAAUAUGAAGAAUACCCAAGAGAAUCAGCUGAUUCAAGAAAUGUAACAUUCAGAGUGGGACCUACUGGCAGCACAGUCAAUUUCUCAGAUUUCCGGAUGGUCUUCUUGCACAGCGACGGGUCGUUCAGCAACGAGACGCUGCCCUUGUUUGACUUCGCUUCCAUGGGCAACAUGUCUCAGAUAGAGGUGGACCAGGAAGGCCAUUGAGGCGACUCGACGGACUAGCGCGUGGAGGUUAACAGGGAGGGGCAGGGGGAAGGAGCUCACAAUGGUCCGUAGGCAGGCGUAGACUUCACGAUGGGUGGGUGAAGUGCCAAGCAUAACUUCUUAAGGAAGAGAGCAUGUGACCAUCG
Messenger RNA from Guillardia theta CCMP2712, 3512 nucleotides. RefSeq lists its product as hypothetical. The coding region runs from base 112 to 3366 and encodes 1084 amino acids. Gene Ontology annotation, molecular function: ubiquitin-ubiquitin ligase activity. Lineage: Eukaryota; Cryptophyceae; Pyrenomonadales; Geminigeraceae. Gene Ontology annotation, biological process: protein polyubiquitination. Gene Ontology annotation, cellular component: cytoplasm; nucleus; ubiquitin ligase complex. The transcript is spliced from 35 exons. The record is from RefSeq and is a predicted model, not a curated record.